AGUAACGUGUAAUUUACGUGAUACAGAAGAAUCUUAAUUCCAAAGUAGAUUUAAAUUGAAAUAAUAUACUUAAAAAUUGUUUGUGUUUAAAUAGAAGAUUUAAAUAUACACAGAAAAUGCAGCGACCAUUCAGAAUAAGAAAAGAAAUAGCAUUUUUAAUGAAUCAACCACCAGAAGGAAUGUUUUGUUUUAGAAAAGAAGGUACCGAUGAUGGUAUAAUAGUUACUAUCGUUGGUCCACCUGGAUGUGCUUAUGAAGCAAAUGUUCUUGAGUUAGAUCUCGAUUUGCCAUUUCGAUAUCCAUUUCAGCCACCACAUAUAAAAUUUCGCACGCCAGUUUAUCAUCCAAAUAUUGAUAACAAUGGUCGCAUAUGUUUAGAUUUAUUAAGAAUGCCACCUAAUGGUGCUUGGAAACCAACUUUAAAAUUAGCUGAUAUUUUAAUUGCUAUUAAAUUAUUACUUUUACAUCCUAAUGUCGAUGAUCCGCUAAUGCCAGAAAUUGCAGAUGAAUAUAUAAAUAAUAGAUUUAUGUUUGAAAUUAAAGCUCGUAAUUUUGAAGAUGGCAAAAGAAAGAGAGAUCUAACUCCUAGCAUAUUUUAAUCGGAUUACAAAUGAGUAUUAUAAUCAAUUUUAUUUAAUGUUGACAUAAAACUAUGCAUAAUUCUUUCUUUCCCUUGCUUAGUUUCAAAUAUUGACUUUAAAAAUGGUUUCCUUUUUUUUACAAUAUAUCAUAUUUUUCUUAAUAAAAGUACGUAUUACAAUUCUUACAAAAUGUUUAUGUUGUACAUGCAUCUUUCUUAUACUUGUAUACGCAUUACUUUUAUCAAAAAAUGUUGGUUCAUUUUUUGUUCAUAAAUUUGUUAAAUAAAAAUACAUUCAAGAUACAAUAAACCUUAUUUUUUUUUCUUUUCUUUUUAAAUAUAAUUUACACCUUAUGAAGUAUACUGAACGAACAAUUAGGCACGCAACAAAGGCAGUUGAAAAUAUCUUUUUUUUUUUUUAUCAUCUACUAUUACAUAUAAAUUUAUAAUAAGCAACAAUAGUUUAUACAAUCAAUACGGAAAAAUGGAUAAUACAAAUUCUUUUUUAUUUUACAAGUAUCACAUCGAAGCAAUUAAUGAAGAUUAUUAUAAAUUGUAUAAUUUCUUAUUCCCUUGAUCCAAAUGAAUAUUUUCUUAUUUGGAAUUGUCACGAAUUUAUAACGUAUUCAUAACACAGAUAAAAUAUAAACUUGACGUAAGCAAAGAU
Molecule: messenger RNA, 1247 nt
Organism: Polistes dominula (European paper wasp)
Lineage: Eukaryota; Metazoa; Arthropoda; Insecta; Hymenoptera; Vespidae
Product: ubiquitin-conjugating enzyme E2 T
Source: RefSeq, a predicted model, not a curated record